UGACCUGAAAGCGGCCGUUUCCGGAAGCCGGCUGCCGCCCCGCCGCCAGACCGGUGCUGGCACGGGGAGCUGUACGCGCACCGCCCUGCGGCCCCGGCGCUGCGCCUGGCUCGGACCGCUGGGCGCGGAGAUGGCCCUGCUGUGCUACAACCGGGGCUGCGGCCAGCGCUUCGAUGCCGAGAGCAAUUCCGACGAUGCUUGCACAUACCACCCAGGUGUACCAGUCUUUCAUGAUGCAUUAAAGGGUUGGUCUUGCUGUAGGAGAAGAACAACGGAUUUUUCUGAUUUUUUAAGCAUUGUAGGCUGUACAAAAGGUAGGCACAAUAAUGAAAAGCCACCUGAGCCAGUCAAACCUGAAGUCAAGACUACUGAGAAGAAAGAACUAUCUGAAUUGAAACCCAAAUUUCAGGAGCACAUCAUUCAAGCCCCUAAACCAGUAGAAGCAAUAAAGAGGCCAAGCCCAGAUGAACCAAUGACAAAUUUGGAAUUAAAAGUAUCUGCCUCCCUAAAACAAGCACUUGAUAAACUUAAACUGUCAUCUGGGAAUGAAAAAAACAAAGAAGAAGACAGUGAUGAAAUUAAGAUUGGGACCUCAUGUAAAAAUGGAGGGUGUACAAAGACAUAUCAGGGUCUACAGAGUCUAGAAGAAGUCUGUGUAUAUCAUUCUGGUGUACCUAUUUUCCAUGAAGGGAUGAAAUACUGGAGCUGUUGUAGAAGAAAAACUUCUGAUUUUAAUACUUUCUUAGCCCAAGAGGGCUGUACAAGAGGGAAACACAUGUGGACGGCAAAAGAUGCUGGGAAAAAAGUUGUUCCAUGUAGACAUGACUGGCAUCAAACUGGGGGUCAAGUCACAAUUUCAGUAUAUGCUAAAAAUUCACUUCCAGAACUUAGUCAAGUAGUAGCAAAUAGUACAUUGUUAAAUGUGCACAUUGUAUUCGAAGGAGAGAAGGAAUUUCAUCAAAAUGUGAAAUUAUGGGGUGUGAUUGAUGUAAAGCGAAGUUAUGUAACUAUGACUGCAACAAAGAUUGAGAUCACCAUGAGAAAAGCUGAACCAAUGCAAUGGGCAAGCCUUGAACUGCCUGCAACCAAAAACCAGGAAAAGCAAAAAGAAGAUAAAACAGAAUAAAUGGAGAGGGAAUAAAAAGUUAUUGCCUAUUUCAGAAUUCUUAAUUUGUGGUGAAGUCGUGGCUUGCUGCUGUAAUCUUUUGUUUUGCUGUUGUAGUUGAAUCUGUCUGGUAUUUCAGGGUCAACAGUGUAGGUUCUUAAAAGCCAAAGUCAGUUUAUCUUUUUGUGCCUCCUUUUUUAUUUUAUUUUUUUUGUUUGAAGAUUGAUUAUUCAUUUCUCCUCACUAAUAGAACUAUAGUUGUGUCCCAUACUUGAAGAAGCUAGAAAAUAGCUCAUAAGUAGAGUAGUUCUUAGUAUAAUAUUGUGUUAAACAGAUAAAUAUAAAGUAACAUCUCUUUCUGUUAUUCCAUAAUUAGUAAAACAAGAUGGAAUGUCAAAUUUUUAAUUAGUUUUUUCAUGAGUUUGUGUUCCUAUAAUACUUGAAAAAUCUUUCUUUAAAAGUUAAAGCUCCGCAAUGUUUUUUUCCACUUGGACGGUUAAUUUCUGUAGGAGGAUUAAUUGUGAGGUAGUGUAGUAACUAAAUAAAGAGGAAUAUAUGCAUUGAUUAAUAAAUUACAAUUUAUCUGCAACUAAUUGCAAAAAAUUUAUAUCAGUACCUAUAUAUAUUACUUGCAAGGCAGUAUCACUUAAGAAUACAGGAAAGAUAAAUAAAAAAUAUAGAGGUAUGAAUUUAUUUGAAAUUCAUCAUUUUAUAAGACUAAGCAAUAAUGUUAAAUAUCUCCUGAUUAUUUAUAAGGUCUUGGUAUGGUGUGAUGGCUAAAUUGUAUCUGAAUCAUAGGCCACACCCUCUUAAUAUUUUUAAUUACAUAUAAAGAGAAACUAAAUAUAUAUAUCUGGCUUUCCUGUUGGUAAACUAUAUAAAAUUAUAGAAAUACAUUAUGGAAAUACACUUGUUUCAGAAAACUAAAUAUUUGAGCUUUGCUUUAUGACAGCUAUUACAUAUUAAAUAAAAAUAGUGUAAUUGUUUUAUUGGUUUUAGGCUUUCAUGAACAGUUUGACAAUUCUAGGUGAUACAAUAUUGAUUAUAUAUUGUACUUUAUUAAAUAAGUAUCACAGAAUUAGAUUGUUUAUGUUUAUUGAACCCAUUAUAGGAUAGAUUACUUUUUGAGGUAGUGCAGAGCUCACAAAGAAAAUGAAAAAUGUUAUGAAGGCCAAAACUGGCAGAAUUUUUGGGCAUGAAUUAUGCUUGCAUAGAUUAAAAUGAUUAUUUCCUAAGCCCUUUGAGUGGUUCUUCCCCCGCCCCUGUCCCCCUAUACCCCCUCCCCCGCGAUGAAUAGGAUUUUUAUCAUGGAAAAUUUGCUGAAAUACAAUUUUAGUUAAAGGGUAUAUCUCACUCUAUAAAUAACUAUUAGAUGGAGUUAUGUAAUUGUUAAAUGGCUUAGCUCUGUUACAAAUAAAGAUGUAAAAUAUGGCAACUAGGCUUUCAUGAUACUAAAAUACUAUGGCAAGAAAUUUUUGGCAGUAAAAUUGGUAUCCAAAUAGAGUAUAGAAGUGCAUUGUAUUUAAAUUUUGUAACCUUAGCUUUCAUAACUUAGGACCUGGGUUCGAUAGGACACAUGCAAUCUUCAUUGUUUAGGGCAGUGGUUGGCAAACUCAUUAGUCAACAGAGCCACAGUUUCCCGACCACUGGUUUAGGAGAAAGGUUGCUAUUAUUUUGAUUUGAGGUAAUGAAUUAAUGUACCUUUUUUUUUAUGUGUCCUCCUCUGAGGCUAUUUUCCCCUAAACACAACCUUACUAUAUUCGGUGCGAUUGAACUAUUAUUUAAAGCAAGUGGAUUAUACACCUAAGAGUUAGUUACAAAGUACUGACUUUUGUAUUUUUGGAUACAGCAUACUCUUUAGUCUGGUUUCAUUAGUGACCCUUCUGUUCUUCAUUUCCAUGAACCUCUGAAUUUGCUGGCCAGAUAAAAAUCUAAAUGAUACUUCUCUUAAACUCAUACAUAUAUACAUACAUAUAGCAACACAUUUAUAAUUAGGUAAAAUGUGUUUUUUAUCAGUCUUUCAAAAAAUUAAAAUUCUUAACUUUUAUUAAGUUGUUUCUCUAGAAAUAUACCUUGUCUUUCUCAGCAUUGCGAGUAAUUACUAUAGCAAAGCAGUCAAAGCUAGGUUUAUUAUAUACUUGGUAACUAAUUUGACAGCUAAACUAAUCAUGGGAAAAAUUAUUUUUCUUGUCUAGCACAUUUGCUAGUAUAAAGGUCCUAAGAAGUUGAGCUUUUAUUUCUUUUCAACCUCUUCUUUUUAGGUAAGUUUAGAUUUACAGAGGAGUUGUAAAAAAAAAGUACAGAGUUUUUUAUAUGUUAUGUUAAUCUUCCUCUUGUUAAAAUCUUACAUAAUCAUAAAACAUUUACAAAACUCAGAAUUAGUCUUGAUACAAUACUAUUAACUAAAGUAGACCAUUAAUUUUGACCAUCCGUUUUUAGAGGAACACUAUUAAAUGGUAAUUCUUGAGACGUAUCCUAAGUUUUGGUAAUAAUUUAAGCCAGGAAUUUAUAAACCAUUAAAAAUAUAAAUUGAAAUCAAUCAACCAUAGACAAAUGUUUAUAGGUCAAAGAUGUAACUUCUUGUUCUAACCAUAUACUGGCAAAGGACUGUAGUCUAUUUUAUUAUAAUUUAUAUUUUAUACCAUCAAUUUUAAUUUUUAUCAUGUAUAACUUUUGUUUGGUUUUCUUUAGACAAUUCUUCAGCCAUCUUAUGGUAAAGAGAACCUUGCAAAUGCAUUAAGUGUUUGGAUUAUUGCUCUGCCACCCCUUUUUAAAAAAAUCAGUCAUUCUCCAGUUUAGAAAUGCUUGUCAUGCAUACACCCACAAUAAACUUUUUAAAAACUCAUGUACAAGGCCUGAUGUCAGUUUUAGGGCAUUUGGGUUUGUACUCUUACAACUUUUUUUUUUAACAGCCAGGUACUUUCAAGUUAUCAGAACAUUAACGAGUGUUUGUGUUUCAUUACAAAUUACUUUGAUCUAGAACUCAUAUUUGGUAUUUGAUUUGAUUCUGUUGCUUAUAUAAUUUCUUGUCCUCAGUUCUAAAAUCGAAAAUCUAAGUCCGUCUUGUUUUUAGGUUUUGUUACUCGUUUUUGGGGGUUGUUUGUGUUUUGUUGUUGCUGUUGUUGUGUGUGUCUUUUUCCCCAUAUAUUUUCAUUGCUGUUUUGUUGGGUAGUUGGUUUUUUACCUGAUUGCUUUCUUAUUGUUCCAAGUAUCUUACAACUUAAACUCAUCUGGAAUUGCUGCAUGGCGUGCCUUGUUAAGUAAGGGUAGGCGCACAGGGUUGUAUAAUGUGGUAUUAUCCUUAAAAUACUGGGCUUGCAACAUUUUCUUCUGUGUAGUUAUUGUUUGAUGUUAAGUUUUUAUGUAGUUCUUAGUUGUAAUUCAAGAACAGUUUUUCUGAACAGCAUAUUUUUAUUAAAUGCUAAUUAAUGACUUUUUAGUUUUCCAAUUUACAAGGUUAUUUAAUGUCUAUUAAAAUGAAAUAAAACUUCCAGCCUUAAACAUUUUUACGUUACUUAAAGAUUGUGUCAAAAUAAUUUAACUUGUCAUUCAUUUUUGAUUAUGCUAUUGUCCAGAUGGAUUAUCUUUUUUUAAGGCUGAUAAUUUGAGUAAAAGCACUGGUGUUAAUCCUGGGAACAGGGAAACCUCUCUCCUCAAAAAAUGGGUAUAUUAAUGUUUUUUAAUGCUUAUCCUUUCCUUCACAAUGUUUAUUUCAGUUUGCAGUUCCAUACUUCAUAUUUUAUUUCUAUGAUUAAUUUGUCAGUGUCUGUAUCUUCUCAUAAACUGCAUAUAACUUUGUGUUUGGGCCAA
Messenger RNA from Eptesicus fuscus (big brown bat), 4915 nucleotides. RefSeq names its product cysteine and histidine rich domain containing 1 (gene CHORDC1). Bases 131 to 1126 code for a protein of 331 amino acids. Gene Ontology annotation, biological process: centrosome duplication. The transcript has 11 exons. Gene Ontology annotation, molecular function: zinc ion binding. Lineage: Eukaryota; Metazoa; Chordata; Mammalia; Chiroptera; Vespertilionidae. The record is from RefSeq and is a predicted model, not a curated record.